AAACCACUAACUUUUCAGCGACUCCGGCACCAGGAUGGGAGUGACGAAAGAAAUCUUGCGCGAAGGCAAUGGCCAGAAACCCACCAAGGGCGCCCAGGUGACGGUCCACUGCACAGGUUACGGCAAAGACCGUGACUUGAGCAAGAAGUUUUGGAGCACCAAGGACCCUGGUCAGCAAGAGUUUGCGUUUCAAGUUGGGUUGGGGCAGGUGAUCAAAGGGUGGGAUGAAGGCGUUUUGUCCAUGAGCUUGGGGGAGUCUGCCAAACUGACGUGCUCGCCUGACUACGCGUACGGGGCCCGCGGGUUUCCUGCGUGGGGCAUCCAGCCCGACUCUGUCCUCGUUUUUGAGAUCGAAGUCCUCAAGAUCGAAUAAGUCCACGACGAAGAACAGACGUAAUUGAAUCGUGUCCUGCUUCUUGUCUUGGCCCCGUCCGUGGCG
Messenger RNA from Aphanomyces invadans, 439 nucleotides. Its product is annotated as peptidyl-prolyl isomerase FKBP12. Bases 35 to 373 code for a protein of 112 amino acids. NCBI's taxonomy places the organism in Eukaryota, Oomycota, Saprolegniomycetes, Saprolegniales, Verrucalvaceae. The transcript has a single exon. Gene Ontology annotation, molecular function: peptidyl-prolyl cis-trans isomerase activity. The record is from RefSeq and is a predicted model, not a curated record.